Molecule: messenger RNA, 3278 nt
Organism: Nilaparvata lugens (brown planthopper)
Lineage: Eukaryota; Metazoa; Arthropoda; Insecta; Hemiptera; Delphacidae
Product: calpain-1 catalytic subunit
Exons: 16
Coding region: 52-2217 (721 amino acids)
Biological process (GO): proteolysis
Cellular component (GO): cytoplasm
Molecular function (GO): calcium-dependent cysteine-type endopeptidase activity
Source: RefSeq, a predicted model, not a curated record
AGAGAUCAGUUAGUGGUGUGCGCGGUGCGUGAAUGGUCGCCUUGUAGUGUGAUGAGUGCGGACAGUGGUAGCGGCGGCCCCCCCGGCUGCUGGGACCGCUGCGUGCAGUGGAGCGACCUCUUGCCCUGCUCCUCCUCCUCCCCCCCGACUGCGCAGCCCCAGCUGCACACCAGUGCAGCCAAUCAUCGCCCCAACCAUCAUAUACACCAGAAUGGCAAAUCCAAAUCCAAUGGACAUUUGCACAAUGGAACAAAUGGAGUUACACGAGGACGUGUGUGGGCCAAUGGAGGAAUCAAACGUCCUGAUGAUAAGCACUCUACCCUUUCGCGGUACUGGACUGUGGAGAGGCCAAGAGCAGCCAAAACCGCCAACUACCAGGCGCUUCGCCGAGCGUGCCGUGAAAGGGGUGCACUUUUCGAAGACAUAGAUUUCCCACCAGUACCGCGAUCACUCUACAGGCAUAAAAAGCCUCCAUUCCAGCCAAUAGUAUGGAUGAGACCUCACCUCUAUACAAUGAUACAGGACAGGCUGCAGUUGAUCACUUGGUUCAGGUUUUGGCACUUCGGAGAAUGGAAGGAGGUGUUAGUAGACGAUAGACUGCCAACUUAUAGAGGGAGACUGAUCUACCUUCAUUCCACGAACCCCACCGAAUUCUGGGCAGCCCUACUUGAGAAAGCCUAUGCCAAGUUGUACGGUUGCUACGAGAACCUGGCACAAGGCGGCUCAACGACUCGAGCUCUGCAAGAUUUAACGGGAGGAAUAGUGCAGAGCUUCGGCCUGAGCAAUCAGGACCGCUAUCUCACCUACCAAGUGCUCAACAGUGCUGUGCCACGGUCUAGUUUGCUCAUAGCCAGCAUUAACCCGGAGAAAGAGAGUAAAAGACAACUUAGGUUAAGGAACGGUUUGAUGACACAAACCGCUUAUAGUGUUACGGGCUUGGCGAGGGUGAGAGGCCCUCUGGGAGAGACUCCUCUAGUGAGGCUGAGGAAUCCCUGGGGCAGAGGAGAGUGGACCGGACCUUGGAGCGAGAGGUCGUGGGAGUGGGAUGGAUUAGCUGACAGGGACAAGGAACUGCUCAGUGUCAGAGUACGAAACGACGGUGAAUUCUGGAUGUCAUUCGAGGACUUUGCCCGGCACUUCACACACCUGGACCUGGUGCACAUUGGACCCGAUGACUGGAUGAACGAGCCGGCGCUGCAAUCCAAGCAGCCGUGGCGAGCGGUGCUGGCUAGGCGACGGUGGCGCUCCGGCUACAAUGCCGGUGGAGGGCCCAACUAUGUUGAUACAACUGCAAUGAAUCCUCAGUUCCAUAUUCAAAUACCAAGAAGCUCUAGUAAUAAGUGCCAUGUUGUAGUAUCUGUAACUCAGUUCUACGAAACAGAACCGGACAACAAGAGGAAGAAGCCCCUCUAUGCCAUUGGGUUCGCUGUUUAUGAAAUACCACAUUCGAUGCCAAGACUGACACCCCAGUUUGUGGGAGAACAGAAACCUUUGGAUGUAACCAAUCAUUCGAUUGCAAGAGAGGUCGUUACUUUCUUCACGUUGCCUCCUGGUGAUUAUAUAGUUGUGCCACAAACAAACAUACCAAACUGUGAUGGAAAAUUUCUACUAAGGAUACUCACUGAUGAGCAGAGUAAUAUCUGGGAAGUCAAUGAAGACAACAUGGUGUUUAGAAAUAUAUCUGCUGAGUUUUUAGAAGAAGCAGUUGUUUUGCCGGAUGGAAAAAACUUCAUUGCAAAACUACUGAUAAAAUAUCCACCUGAGGUGGAUGUCGUCCAACUUCAGAAAAUUCUCAAAAACCAUUGGAAAGCAUACCUCCUGGAGAAGCCAAGUUUGGAGCUUUGUAAGAGCCUGAUAAUGUUGAGGGAUAUCAACAUUAGUGGUCGAAUCAAUCUUCUGGACAUUCCUGUUCUCAUGCAUAUGCUUCAUUUUUGGAGGAUAGCAUUUGAGAAAUUUGAUCGUAGUGGCAGCUCGAGCAAAACAUCCAGCUACAAUCUGCGUGCUUUGCUGUGGGAGGCUGGAAGUACCGUUAGCAAUAAGGUUUUGGAGUGUCUGGUGCUGAGGUUUUCCAGAAACAGCAUCCUCACUGCCGAGUGUUUCGUCAUGGCUAUGGUUAGGCUGCACCUCGCUCAUGAACGCUAUCACAGCUUAGAUACCAAAAUAAAGGGAAAUCCGCUUUCUCUUGAAGAGAUGAUCCUGAUGACCAUCUACUCAUGACUACUGCUCCAUUAUUUGGUGGAUUUUGAAACCAAAGAUUAUGUUCAACUUCUAAGAAGUCACAAAUUAAAUUAUUAUUCUAGUUAUAUUAUUAUUUAUUCCAUUAUCUGUACAAAAUGUACAGUUUCAUGUGCAUGUGCCUAUCAAGUCUAGUAACAAGAAUGAAAAUAUCUUAAGAUUUAGUCCUAUUAUAUUGUAUUAUUUUUUAAAACUGGAUGAAUAGAUUUUUAUUAUAAAUUGUAAUGAUUGAUGACUACUAUUGUAUAAUGUGUCAUAGUUAUUGAGAGAGUAGGCCUAUGCCUUUCCAAAGGAGGUUCUCAUGAGAGAGUGCUAUUUCAAUUAGAAAAUAAUAUUGAAUUUCCUUAAUAAAUUAAGAUAAGCUCAAAAUCAAAUCUGGUUUCAUAGAAGCUCAUUUUGAUGCCUUUAAGAGUACGACGAAACCGUACUAGUACUGUACCCUCAUCUAUUGUGCAGAAACGUAUUUUUCUUUAUGCACUUUUUUAUCAUAAUAUGGGUGUUCUUGUUCAGAUUUUCUCCUGUCUAAUUAAUCCUUAAUCAUCUGAAUGAAAACUAUAAUAAUCAAAGUAGGCCUAACUGAUUUUAUAGUUUGCCAAUUCAACUCAUUACAGCUCACUAAACUUCGUAUUUUUGUAGAUUUCAGUUCAAAAUUGAAAUAUUAAUGAAUGCUUGGUAAUUAUAAUUGUUCCAAAGAACUAUCAGAAUAUUGCAAUACCUAUAUUUUAUUAUGAACUUAUAAGUUUACCAUAUUCUUAUAGCCGUUUAUUUUGCUUACAGAGCCAUUGCUUGACUUUUUAUAAUAAAAAUAGCCUUUCAAUUCAAAACUUGAAGAAACCUCUCUCAGAAUCUUGUUCAUGACAUGUACAAGUAACAUUAUUCAAAAAAUAACCAAAGUAUAAUUCUUAUAAGUUAGUCUAAUAUAUAUACUGCUGUAUUUAAUCCCAUCACUGUAAUCUAUGCAUUUAUAGAAAUCAUCUGUAUUAGUAUUGUUAUAGUACCGUUGUUGUUCUGUAAAUAAAAAGAUUGUUUAUAUUCUUGUUUAA